This is a messenger RNA of Trichophyton benhamiae CBS 112371, 1929 nucleotides long. RefSeq lists its product as uncharacterized. Lineage: Eukaryota; Fungi; Ascomycota; Eurotiomycetes; Onygenales; Arthrodermataceae. The transcript is spliced from 2 exons. The record is from RefSeq and is a predicted model, not a curated record. Bases 1 to 1929 code for a protein of 642 amino acids.
AUGCCACCCAAAACGGCCUCCAAUAAGCGCAAGACCGCUAGAGGAACUAAGAAGAAUCCAUGGGUUGAUGACGAGUUUGUGAUGACAAGUGAGAAAUCUCCUCUUGUCGACAUUGAUUUGGCGGUAUGUGGUGACGAAGGAGAGAAGAAAGAAAUUCUUUCCCUACUUCCCGAGAGCGUACAUCCGGAUGCAGAACCUUCUGCUGAGAAUCCAGAGGGGAUUAUUCCACCUCUCUCCGAAGAGUUUCUGCGCUCAACCGUUUGGCGUGAUGCAACCCGUCAAUUCCAACUAGAUCUGGCGAACGGAAAAUAUGACCCGCAAUGGCAGAAGCAGGCACAUAAAGCAGUACAAGAAAGGGCUGAGGGAAAGUUUGAUGCGAAAAAAGAGAGAGAUUUUGAGGCAUUCUGGGGACAGAAACAGCGCUAUCACACCAAUGUGCCAGCUGGUGAUAGUGCGACAGUCGAUUUCAAAACGCUAGUUACCAACGGUGUGUUCGAAGUGGGAGACGUUUGGAAGUACUCGCGUUCUCAGGGAAAAGGGGCGGGAAAGUUUCUGGUUGAGAAGGAGGUAGCUGUAUGUCUUGCGUUUACUCUCUCCCCCUCCCACCCCAUGAUUAGGCCUUGGCUCAUAGUAUACUAUCAGGUUGUGAGCUUGGAUGGAGAGACCCUUACCUUUGCUAUUCCUCCUGGUAGGCGCGUGUUCAUGCCUUCACUGACCAAGAGUCAGCCAGUGGCUUCGCCGGCGCCAGAGCCUUCAGUUGAACCCAAGGUCAAAACUGAACAUAAAACUAGCUCAGAAGAGGUUUCGAAUACAGGUACGUCACAAGCUGUUUCGACACAGCCUCAAGUUUGUGACCAAGACCAAAGUAUUGCCCAGGAAUAUAUAAUGAGUAACAACCAGAGUGUUCUCACCGCGAACCUCGCAGCAGAACCUAACCAGUCCUCAACCAAAAAUGAAAGCUGUAUUGACAACAAAGCAAUUGUUGAGACAUCUAUACCCCAGAACCAUUCAGGCUUUGAUACAGCUAUGGACAUUGGCACAUUCGACGAUGUUACUCCCAGUAUUGAAUCAGAAACAGCCAAGGAAAUCAAUGGCAAUACGAAAAUGCGCUUUUUAGGAAAGCCCUUUAUUGAAGAACUUCUAGAUGAUAGUGAUGACUGCAGUAUCAUGUCUGAUCCACCAGAUAUGAUUGAUGAAAUAGAUGAUGUGGAUUUCCACAGAUCUUUACAAGAGCUUGGACCUUUACCACCUUCAAAUACUCCAUAUGUGCCGUUUAAUUUAAAGGCAGAUACUUCCGGUCCUAGAAAAGUUACACCCUCUACUAAGCCUGAAGCUGCGGUCGUAGGGGUGCUGCCAACUGGUCAUACCGAUGCUACAAAUAGUACUCGGUCCGAACUGUCUCACCCAUUUGUACCAAAAGAUGAUAGACAUGGAUCUCCCACACUUAUGGAAACAGCAAUCGCAACGGAAACUGAGCCGCAAGUCUCCGAAAUAUCUCACCAAGCACAUACCAGCCAGUCCAACGGUCAAGCCUCUGUACAUCCAAAAGUCGAUACGGACGACAAUACUCAAACAAAAACCAGAACACCAGAUAUUUGGCCAGAAACAUCGAAUCAGCCAAGUACUGGAUCUCCUGGUACUCUCAGCACGAAACACGCGGCGAUGUUGGGAGUGCCAGAUAAAACGAGCUCUCCUUCCGAGGGAAAAGAAGCCCCUGUUCCUGAAAGCUCCAAUAGCGUCGAGCCAGUAAUAUUUCCAGGUGUCACAGGACCUAUGUCUUUGAUUAGAAAGAUUCACGAACUUGAUGGCCGAGAAUCGUCUGCCCGAGUCGCAAAUGCAUGGAUGCUUUUCCGCUGCAUCAGAAACAACCAGGACAUGGGGACACUUUGGGAGGUCCGGCACAGCUGGUAUACCCGAUCAAAACGAUGA